UUUUUCUUGGCUCAUAACACCAGUUAGAGUGUGUGAGAUUUUCAUCUCCAAGGAAAAGAAAGAAUGGAAAAACAGAAAAUGGGUGUGUUAAGGGCUGCAAUUGGAGAUGCAAUUCUGACAUCAACGUGGGUUUUCAUCAUCUCAACUUUGAGAAUUGCUUCAACGGAGGUAGCACUUUUCCUCAGCCUCCAACCAUUUUCAUUUGCAGGUCUCUUCAUCACCACAGUUUUGAACACCCUCUAUGUGCUCACCAUAAGCUUCAUUGGAAGCGUGUUAGGCGGUGCCAGCUUCAACCCUUCAACCACAGUUUCAUUCUACACUGCAGGUCUCAGACCUGAUUCAUCUCUUGCAUCAAUGGCUGUUAGGUUCCCUGCUCAGGCAUUUGGUGGGGCUGUUGGAGCCAAGGCUCUUCUUCUUGUUAUGCCAUCACAGUACAAGCAGAUGCUGAAAGGUCCUUUUUUGAAGGUGGACUUGCACACUGGUGCCAUUGCUGAGGGGUUCUUGACCUUCACUCAUAACAUGGCUAUUCUCUUUGUGAUGCUGAGGGGUCCCAAGAACCCUUUUUUGAAGGUCUAUUUGCUUUCUGUUGCUACUGUUGCUUUGGUUAUCCCUGGUGCUGGGUUCACUGGCCCUUCCAUGAACCCUGCCAAUGCCUUUGGAUGGGCCUUUGUCAACAACAAGCACAACACCUGGGAGCAGUUUUAUGUCUAUUGGGUAUGCCCUUUCGUAGGAGCAUCCUCUGCUGCUUUCAUCUUCAGGUCUCUAUUUAUGGCACCAAUCAAGCACAAGAAGGCUUGAAAUGCAUUUUAAUUGCUUCUUCUUCCCCUCUGUUGUGUGUAUCUCUGUAUGUUUCUAUUAUAUGGC
Messenger RNA from Vigna umbellata (rice bean), 864 nucleotides. NCBI's taxonomy places the organism in Eukaryota, Viridiplantae, Streptophyta, Magnoliopsida, Fabales, Fabaceae. The record is from RefSeq and is a predicted model, not a curated record.